AAAAACUAGGAGAGUGGGGUGCGGUGGCUGCUGGGAAAUCAGCCUCAGUGUUUAUUUCGGUCUGGCAAGGAAGCGCCGUAUAUUUGGUACCGCUGGAAAAAUGUCCUCCGUCAGUCCAGACCGGGAAUCGAUCGGCGGUCAGGGCCGAAGUGCGCUCGAGCCGCAGACCGUGUUUGUCAUCCUGGACUCGGCCGAAAGUCUCAACGUGCUUCGAGUGGAGUCUGGCAUCGUCGCCGACAUUGAGGUGGACGCCCUGCUGCCAUCAGACUACGACACCUUCUACCAGAUCAAGAGUCAGCCCAUCCGCAGCAGCACUUCAGUGAAUGCCUCCUCUUCCUCCUCCUUGUCAUCCCCAUCAUCUGUGCCGGUGGCCAUGUCCUCCAGGGUCCUAUUGCGUCAGGAUCUUAUGCGUCAGCAGGCUCUUGAGGAGCAACAAAAGGAAGCACAGCAGCAGCUUCUGCGGUUGCCCGCCGGCUCGGUGUCGUCCCCCGUCUGCGUCAGUGCGUCCCCCUGCGCACCUCCAGCUCAGGUUCCAGUAGAGGUGCUCAAGGUGCAAACCCACUUGGAAAACCCUACGCGGUACCACAUCCAGCAGGCCCAGAAACAACAGGUACGGCAGUACCUUUCCUCCGCCGUCAGACCUGCUAGCCGCAACGCUUCUGGACCAUCAUCGGGCUCCUCCCUCAACAGCCGGCAUGCUGUCAGCAGCCCCAAAAUGGAGAUGGAGGAGACUGUCAUUGAUGACAUCAUCAGUCUGGAGUCCAGCCUCAGUGACGACUUCCUGACGCUGCUCGACUCGCGGGAGCAGGUUGCCACAACGCUGCCGACGGCGGCGGGAAACAUGCCAGACGUCUUUGAGGAGAGCGGCGGGAAGGUCACGCCCGUCGCAAUAAGCAACAGUUGCCCAGCUGACCUGCUCACCGUCAAGCGAGAGCUGAACAAUGUGGAGACGAAAGCGCUGAUGAAGGAACGACAGAAGAAAGACAAUCACAACCUGAUUGAGAGACGACGACGCUUCAACAUCAACGACCGCAUCAAAGAAUUGGGUGCACUCGUUCCCAAGACGCCCGACCCGGAUGCCAGGUGGAACAAAGGAAGCAUCCUGAAGGCUUCGGUGGAUUACAUCCGAAGACUUCAGAAGGAACAACAACGAGCUCGUGACAUGGAAGAAAGACAUAAGAGACUGGAACACACCAACAGAACUCUGAUGCUGCGCAUACAGGAGUUGGAGCUUCAGGCGAGCCUCCACGGUGUUCCUUUUUCCUGUGGUGAUGGCACUCCGAGCGACCCGCAGGCCUUCCUCUCUUCUGUGACGCCAUUGUCGCACACGCUGGGCUUGGCAGAGUUGAACGAGCUGAAGGGAAGUGGCGACGACACUUUCUCCUCUGACUUGAUGAACGAUGCGGGGCUGGCAACGCUGGAGGACUUUGGAGAUAUCUUGAUGGAGGAUGGCGGCCUGAUGUCACCUGCGGCCGGUGCCGACCCCAUGUUGUCAUGUGGGGCAUCCCGUUGCAGCAGCAGGGGAAGCAGCAUGGAUGAUGACCUCUGACCAUUUCAUCUGACACUUUGGUAACCAUGCCACCAUCCCUCUUACAUGGUAAUUGUAACCUCAUCGUCUCCAAUACGCCAUGGUAACCACACCAUUCUCUCUGUCACCAUGGUAACCACAUCAGUCUUCUCUGCCACCCCCUCUGUCACUAUGCAAACAUGUCACCGCACAUUUUUCACCAUGGUAACAUGACAUUCCACCUGUCACCAUGGUAACCAUACUAUAACUAUCGAUAACAGUGGUUCUUAACCUUGUUGAAAGUACCGAACCCCACCAGUUUCAUAUACGUAGAGGCUCUGCCGAACUCCUGAGACCAACUCACCGAACGUCUAGGGUUCCAUCAAACCCAGGUUAAGAACCACUGAUCUGUAACCAUGGCAACCACAUCACCCCCUUAUCAUCAUGGUAACCACACCAACCUCUGUCAUCAUGAUAACCAUACUAUAAAUUUUGACAACACGGUAACUAUGUCAUUACCACUCUGUGCCCUUGGUAACGAUAUUAUCACUGUACUGGUCCCUACAACACGCUCCCUCUGCCACCAUGCUAAUCAUGCUACUCUUGCUCUCUUUCAACUUGGUAACCAUGUCAUCACUCUGUUGUCUCCAUGAUCGCCAUGCUAUCACACGAUGUCUCCGCAGUAAUCCUGUCAUUCUCUCUAUCAACUUUGCAUCCAUACUUUUUUCCCCUCUUGGUAACCAUGGUAACCACGCCAUCAUCUAUCUCUCUGACUUAUCAGCUCCCACUUAGAGGUCAGUGCCAUAAGAAAUUGAAAAAUGUUUUUUUUAAUAAUAUAUAUAAUUGCAUAUAUAAUUUUUUAAAAUAAUUUUCUAAUUAGUGGACUUCCGUGGUCAUGUGAGAAAAGGAAUGUUGGACGUGUUAGUUUUCUGAUUGACAGGCACUCAGUCCAAGAAUGUAGCCAAUCUGAGAAUGCAACUCCAAAUAGAUCUUGUGUAACUCAGUUGAUCUAUUUUUUAUUUUUUUUUGUUUACCAUUCUGUCGAUGGUACAAGCGUUUUGGGGACCAAAUGCCCACAUUUGUGUUGUCACAUUUUAGGUGUGUACUCUGCUCAUUAUAGUAGGCAACCAUCAGCAGUAAGUUGUCAGAGAGAAACCCGUGCUAGCAUGUGCUAAUGCUAUCCAGCUGCUAAGAAACAGGUCCAUUAGCAUUGCCCCGUUGAGCGGUUAGAACUAUUCAUGAAUAUUUUUUGUUUGUUGUUGUUUUCUUUUUAAUACUGAAAAUGAUCUGCUUACUAUAGCAACUGACGCUUUGCUGUCAGGAUCAUAAAGGGAGUCGUCUUAAUUGUUGUUUACAAUCAUGUAACAUUGUAUCAUAUCUGUAUUUAGAAACUUUAUAUGGAAAUAAAAUGAGAAAAAUAGUAUUUUUUCCAAAA
This is a messenger RNA of Syngnathus typhle (broad-nosed pipefish), 2942 nucleotides long. RefSeq names its product transcription factor binding to IGHM enhancer 3a (gene tfe3a). Gene Ontology annotation, cellular component: nucleus. NCBI's taxonomy places the organism in Eukaryota, Metazoa, Chordata, Actinopteri, Syngnathiformes, Syngnathidae. The transcript is spliced from 11 exons. Gene Ontology annotation, molecular function: RNA polymerase II cis-regulatory region sequence-specific DNA binding; DNA-binding transcription factor activity, RNA polymerase II-specific; protein dimerization activity. The record is from RefSeq and is a predicted model, not a curated record. Gene Ontology annotation, biological process: regulation of transcription by RNA polymerase II. Bases 101 to 1549 code for a protein of 482 amino acids.